Messenger RNA from Lucilia sericata (common green bottle fly), 3387 nucleotides. RefSeq names its product E3 ubiquitin-protein ligase TRIM9 (gene Trim9). The record is from RefSeq and is a predicted model, not a curated record. The transcript is spliced from 10 exons. Gene Ontology annotation, molecular function: protein binding; zinc ion binding. NCBI's taxonomy places the organism in Eukaryota, Metazoa, Arthropoda, Insecta, Diptera, Calliphoridae. The coding region runs from base 744 to 2978 and encodes 744 amino acids.
AGUUUGAUUAGUCAAUAUUGGGAUUUCGUGGAAAGUGGUUGAACGAACGGAAUAUUGUAUUGCAAAGCGAUAAAAGUAAAAACGGUCGUUUUAAAAUUUUUGGUGAAAAUUCUAAGUAAAAAAUAAUCAAAACAAAUGAAAUUAAAGUUUUAAGUGAAAUCAUAAGAAAGAAAAUAAAAGUUGAAAGAAAAAUUGGUUUAAAGAAAACUAAAGUGGAAAUUAGAAAGGAAGUUAAAGCAAAAAAAGAGAAACGGAAAUUAAAUUAUUAUUAAAACAGGAAAUAACAAGGAAAAAGUGCAAAAAUAUUUAUUGAAAAUUAAGUGUUGGUUGUUAAAGAAAACAACAAAAAAUGAUGACAAAUUAAAAUAUUUGUACAAAAUCCUGUAAAUGUCUAAAAAAGUAAUUAAAUUGAAAAAAUUUUCAUAUUAAAAGAAAAUUUGAAAUUGUCUUUAAAAUUUGUAACUUGUAAAGUGAUUUGAAAAAACACAAAAUUUUUUUGGCGCCUUUCAAAAGAAAACAAAAUUUAAAAAUUAUUAAUUAAAAGGUUGUGAAAUAUUUGCAAAAAUAAAGUGUUUUUUUAAACAAAGUUAACAAAAAAAAAUAUUUACAAAAAUGCAAAAAUAACUUGUGUAUAACAUUUGAAAAAUUUAGUGAAUUGCUGCUGCUUUAACCCUAAAACAAUACCUUACCAAACCACCCCUAAUUUAAGCGGCACUAUUUUAAUAGAUUAAAAAAAUCUGAUUAUGGAGGACGAAUUACGUUGCCCUACUUGCAAACAGCUCUUUGCUAAUCCCGUUUUGCUGCCUUGUUUUCAUGCUCUGUGUUUGGGUUGUGCUCUGGAUAUACAAACACCCUAUACACCGGGAGCCAUAUUAGCUUCGGUUACUGGCGGUUCAGCCUCUUUAAAUGGUGGCACCAUACACAGUGUAGCCGCCACCAUACAUCCACAUCCUUCGGGUGCAGCCUCCAAUCAUCAUACACACUCCCAUACACACGCUGCCACUAGACAUUCAUCAAAUUCUUCUGCAGCCAGUACUGCCAGUUCGGCUACCGGUUCUGAAUCGGUUACAUCCGAUCAAGAUCAAGCCGAUAAAGUUAGCAUUUUAAGUGAAGCAGAUUCGGGUGUUGUUUGCUGUUCUAAUACUUCACGUCCCGUAUCCUACGCUGGUACUGGUCAUAUACAAGGAUUAUUGCAAGGUGCUGCCUCUGCACCACCUGGUGCUGCUUACAGCCUCACUUGUCCUUUGUGUCGUAAAAUUGUUUUCUUUGACGAGGGUGGUGUACGCAACUUACCACCCUAUCGUGCCAUGGAAUCUAUUGUAGAUCGUUUCUGUGCUCGCGAAGCUUUACGCUGUCAAAUGUGCGAAACAGAUCCUAAAGUGGCUUCGUUAGUGUGUGAACAAUGUGAAAUACGUUAUUGCGAUGCUUGUCGUGAACUAUGCCACCCGGCUAGGGGUCCUUUGGCCAAACAUAAUUUGGUUAAGCCAAAGGGUGCCGCUCAACAGCGUGAAUCGGUUUGUGGUGAACAUGAAGAUAUUUUGUCAAUGUAUUGUCUUACAUGCAAGAUGCCAGCUUGUCCGGAGUGUAUUAAUGAUCAGCGUCAUCCCCAGCAUGAAGUUCAACCGAUCAGCACUACUUGUAAAGCUCAAAAGACGGAACUUUCACACAAUCUGCAACAAUUGUCAGAGAAGGCACGUUCAACAACAGAAUUUAUACAACGGCUAAAGGGCAUGAGUGAUAAAGUGACGGAAUCCUGCAUAGAAUUUGAAAGACUGGUGGCCGCACAAUGUGAAGCCCUAAUACAAGCCAUACAUGAUAGACGUGAAUAUUUAUUAGAAGCAAUACGCAUGGAUAAAGAUACUAAAAUACGAAUAUUAAAGGAUCAACAAUCAAAUUGUACUGGAAAAUUACAACAAACUACAGGUCUAAUACAAUUCUGUAUUGAGGCAUUAAAAGAGACUGAUAGUGCUGCAUUUUUACAGGUCGGUUCCAUGUUAAUAAAUCGCGUAGCCAACACCGAUAUGACUUGGCAUCAGGAAGUAACAAAUGCUGCACCCCGUGUUUCACCCAUAGUCGAUUUAACCCUCGAUGAUGCUUCCGUUUUACGAGCGAUUGAUAAUUUAAAUUUUAUACAAAUGAAACCUGCUAAAGAUGGCGAUGAAAGAUUACCAGCAGCUCCACAACCUCCUGCAAUUAUACCACAAGAUUGUUCAGCGGAAAAUAAUUCAGUUACCGUGGCGUGGCAGGCGCCAAAUCAUUCAUUUGUUGAGGGUUACGUUUUAGAACUAGACGAUGGCAGCGGUGGAGAAUUUAGGGAAGUUUAUUGUGGCAAAGAAACAAUAUGCACCGUUGAUGGUUUACAUUUUAAUUCAAUGUACAAUGCUCGUGUCAAGGCUUUCAAUAGUGCUGGAGAAGGUGAAUACUCUGAACUUAUUGGAUUACAAACGGCUGAAGUUGCCUGGUUUACAUUUGAUCCGGUUUUAAGCGGUGGUCCUGGUUCUGGUCUCAUCUUUAGUAAUAACAAUUCAACUGUCUCCGUUGAAGGCUGGGAACAUCGUGUUGCAUUGGGUUCUGUGGGUUUUUCACGUGGCAUACACUAUUGGGAAUUUACCAUUGACAAUUAUACAGCUGAUACAGAUCCUGCCUUUGGUGUGGCACGCAUCGAUGUUAAUCGUAAUAAAAUGUUGGGUAAAGAUGAAAAAUCAUUUGCCAUGUACAUUGAUCGUCAACGUUCUUGGUUCCAACAUAAUUCAGUGCAUGAAAGACGCGUUGAGGGUGGCAUUAGCACCGGCAGCACCAUCGGUGUUUUACUCAAUUUAGAAAGACACACUUUAAGUUUUCUGGUUAAUGGCAUGCCUCAAGGUUCUAUAGCGUUUCGUGAUUUAUAUGGUGUCUUCUAUCCAGCUGUUAGUAUUAAUCGUGGUGUCACUCUAACCAUGCACUCAGCCUUGGAUGCACCACAAAUGGAUUAUUUUUAAACAAUGGACAAAAAAACAGAGAUUUUCUAAUGACAACAAAUCAUAAUGUAAAUAGUUGAACCUAAAAAGUAAAAGGAUUUUCUAAAUUAAUGUAAUUUUUUUAGGCUAGAUUCUGUAUGUAAAUUGAAAUUAUUUUUUUUUUCUUUUGCCUAAGAUUAAUAUAUAAAUGUUUAUUAAAUUAGUUGUAGUAGUUACAUAUCUAAUAUAUCAAAAUAUAUAUAUAAAUAGAAAUAUUUUUGAAAUUUUCAAAAUUUGCCUAAAAUUGCAUAAAAUUAGAAAGUAUAAUAAAAUGAAAACUAAAUUUGGAAGGAAAGAAAUUUUAAAAUUAAUUUUAAGCCAAGAAAAAAAAACAUAAUAACAAGUUAGUAAUUUAAAAUCAAAGUUUAGCAUAAAUGUAGGUAUUAGUUGU